GAGUUCUUAUUGGCCCCCGAAGAUUUAUUUUUCUUAGGAGCAGCAGCAAUAGUAGACGUCUUUUCUGUCAUACUUUGUUUUAUCACAUUGUGGAGGUGGGGCUGUGGGUUAUCCUGGAGCGGUCCACGGUUUGACGUGUUUAUACACUUCACUGAGCUGCCGUGUGGCUGAGAGCGCGUGCUCGCCCUGCCUCAUUUCCUGUGGCUAGGACUACAGAAAGAGAGAGAGAGAGAGAGAUAUGUGCUCUUGAUACCGAAACGCGGAAAAGCAGGGGCGGGAGAGUUUGAGGAAGAAUAAAGGCAAAGGCGGAGAGAACAGUGGAAUUGUACACUGACAGAACCGUUAGGAAACUAGAAGAAACAGUGAACCAAUGAACAACCGUAAAGAAGACAUGGAAAUUGCAUCACACUAUCGGCAGCUUCUGCGUGAGCUUAAUGAGCAGCGGCAGCAUGGCAUCUUGUGUGAUGCAUGUGUAGUUGUGGAAGGUAAGAUCUUCAAGGCACAUAAGAAUGUACUGCUAGGUAGUAGCCGCUACUUCAAGACACUCUACUGCCAGGUCAAGAAGGGAACAGAGCAACAGGCUACCAUCACACACCUUGACAUUGUGACAGCACAGGGAUUCAAAACUAUUUUGGACUUUAUGUAUUCUGCACACCUGGCACUCACCAGUAAGAAUGUUAUUGAGGUGAUGUCUGCUGCCAGCUACCUGCAGAUGACAGAGAUUGUACAAGCAUGUCAUGGUUUCAUCAGGGCAGCACUAGACAUUAGCAUUCGUUCUGAGCUGGCUGACAUGGAGCUGGCCAAUAUUGAGAUCAGUGGCAUGGUUGGCACAGGAACUGGUACCGCUGGAGGAGCCUCUGAAGCAUUGGUUUCUAUGAUCUCAGCUCGCAGCUCCUCCCCAUGGCUGGUACGACGUACCAGCCCUGCCAACUCAUCAGGAGACUCAGCAAUUGCCAGCUGCCAUGAAAGUAGCAGCACCUAUAGCAAGGAUGAGCAUGAGCCAAAGAGCCAUGAGGACUCAUGGCCAAACGACUAUCGCUCACAUCAAGUCAAAGAGGAGCAGGGAUCACCAUCCAAUGCUCAGCAUAGGACCAGCCAGGAGUCACAUGGAACACCCUCAGAGCAGAGUAAUGGCGGUGAAGGCUGGCAAACACAAACACCUGGUUCAAGACGUAGGAAGAACCGAAAAAACAAGGACACAGUCAGGCACAUCAUGCAACAGCAUGAAGGCAGUAGUAGUGGAGGUUCUCCAAUGCCUUCGAUGAUUUCCACGGCCAGCUGGAGCUACAACACACAGGCUGACAUUCCAGGAGCAGACGAGGCUGAGCCCAGUACAGAUACCCGAGACCAACGAAUUGACUUUUUCAUGAAGCAGGAGGAAUCUGGUGAGCCAGGCUUCCAUGGGUCUUCAUUGGCCAAUGACAGGGCAGAGGUGGUUGGAGGAAGUCAGGAGCAAGGUGGUUCUGUGGCCAGCUUGCGGGCAGCACUAAUGAGCAAGAACAGCCUGCUGUCGCUUGGGACAGAGAUGUUUAGUGAAGAAAAUACCCUGCUGUUUGAUUACUUGCCCAAAGGAGGACACACUCUCUCCCUAAAUGACUUCACGGUGAUCAGGAAGAAAUUCAAGUGCCCAUAUUGCAGCUUCUCAGCUAUGCACCAGUGCAUCCUCAAGAGGCACAUGCGCUCUCACACAGGCGAGAGGCCCUACCCCUGUGAAAUCUGUGGCAAGAAGUUCACCCGACGCGAGCACAUGAAAAGGCAUACACUGGUGCACAGUAAGGAUAAGAAGUAUGUAUGUAAAGUGUGUAGUCGGGUCUUCAUGUCAGCCGCUAGUGUUGGCAUAAAACAUGGCUCCCGUCGCCAUGGUGUUUGUACAGAGUGCUCAGGUCGUGGUAUGGCUGCCCUGCUGGAUCAAAAUGGUGAGGAGGAAGACCUCUACCAUGGUAAUCAUCGUUUCCCUGAUGAUGGUGAAGAAGAGAUAAUCCCGGAGGUGGAUCUGAUGGUGGAAGCAGGUGAGGAUGGAGAAGGCACAAAAUGGCCAGGUGACUCAGGUAUUUCCCAGCGUAAUGAAGGUGUCACAGAUGAUACCAAAGAGGAAAGUGAUUCAGUGCAAGACGAUGAGACCAGGGCAGGCAGUGAUAAAGAAUUUGCAUGGAUUGCCUAGUUAGGAGGAGUCUGGAUUCUGGUCUAUCUCGAUGCACCUUCUGAUAGGUGUGUGCCAUUCUAAAAUGCCAGAGUCAGUUUUCUGUGCGUAAAGGGAGCCACAUGCGCACACAACAAUCCAAAUGAUGAAGAUUUGUCAGCAAAACAAGAGAAGGGAAUCUUCUCUUCAUGCUGCAUGUGCGUUUCGGCUAGUGUCGGCUUCUUCUUCCUUCUUUCAUCCUAAGGACGAGGUUGGAAUGUUGGUGUUUUAUAUAAUUUAUUUCUGACAGAGUGAUUAAAAGUAUCUGAAUGUUAAUGGUAAUCAAUCAAACGGUGUUGAUGGUUUAGAGAAGGAGCAUACAGUAUGACUGGCACAAUCUCUGUAUGCAGUCACCACUGGCUGCUGUUUUAACUAUUCCAAAUCUGGGCAUGUCAAAUGACUUUCAGCAGUUUUAGCACAUUGUUUUCUGCAAACAGAGUUGCACUUUAAAUAUUGACUGUCUUGUCAAUUCUUUGUUUUAGUGGUUUACAUUUUUAUUCCAAUUUACAAAUAUGGUGACCGCUCCUACCUUUAAAUAUACAGUUCCUGAAGACUGUUAUAUUUGUGCAGAGUUUGCUGAUUGUAAUACUUUUUUUUAAUGCUUUUUUCUUACUUUGCAUAUUGUGUUUUCUUAAGUCAUGUGCACAUAAAAACAAUAAUGCAUAUAUUUGAUGCUUUUGCUUUUAUAAAAGGCAAUGGAUAUAAAAGUGAACACUAUGCAGAAAUGAAUUUGUCAGUUGUAGUUCUAGUUUCUUCUUCAAGGAAGUCCUUCAUGGAAGUGUGAGAGAUGGGGUUAUGGUUGAUAUUUAAAUUAAUUGUAAUUUUACAUUUAAUCUUUAAUAUUUCCAUAUAACUUGCAUUUCAUGUUUCUUAGUCAGGGGAAAGGCUUGAUAUAUACAGUGAGAGAUGAUUGAGUGUCUGAAUGUAUAUGCACAUAUGAGCUAUAUAGGAUCCCAAGGUUGAGGCAGUGUUGAAUAUUUGAAGUCAAUAAAGUAGUCAUUAGUUUUUACAGUUAUUGAUCACAUUUAAUAUUUCUUUGAAUUGUCACUUACUAGUUUAUUGUAUUCUACUUUUUUUAUUCUUGUUCUGAAUUCCACCUUCUGCCUCUGGAAUCUUGAAACAUUGCAGUUUAACAGGGAGAGUCAUGCCUUCCUGGGAGAUAUUUAUGUUACAUAUGGAGUGAAAAUUAUAUACAUCACACCAGAUGAUUCUCUGUGAUAUUUAAUUUUACUAUCUCUCCUUCUUCUCUUUUUUCUAUUCCUCUUUUUGACAUUUGUUUCCUUCUAUUAUUAAUGUCUAGUUUGUUUAAAAUAACAAACUGUGUAAAUGGUUUGUGUUGGAAUUACCUUAAAUCUGGCGCAUGCUUUUUGUCAGUUUAUUUUGUUUAAUAGGUUAUUUAUUAUCCCGUUGAUUACUCAUCUAUUUUACCCUUCUGUUUGACUAUACCUUCAAGAGCACAAACAGAAAAGUGUAUUUUUAUGUAAUGACAGAAAUUUGUGAAUAUCUCUUUUCAGUGUUGUGUGUUCUCCUGCUAUGAGUACCUAUUAUUAUUAUUAUUAUUAUUAUUAUUAUUAUUAUUAAUAUUAUUGUUGUUGUUGUCGUCCUUGUUGUUGUUGUCAUUAAGUGCUGGAUGCUAAGGUUUAUUGUGAAUUUUAUUUAGCUAUUUUUUUUCUUUUGGACCAGAGCAUAAACUCUCAGAAUUGCCUUGUU
Molecule: messenger RNA, 3889 nt
Organism: Tachysurus fulvidraco (yellow catfish)
Lineage: Eukaryota; Metazoa; Chordata; Actinopteri; Siluriformes; Bagridae
Gene: zbtb46
Product: zinc finger and BTB domain containing 46
Exons: 5
Coding region: 371-2161 (596 amino acids)
Biological process (GO): regulation of transcription by RNA polymerase II
Molecular function (GO): RNA polymerase II cis-regulatory region sequence-specific DNA binding; DNA-binding transcription factor activity, RNA polymerase II-specific; protein binding
Source: RefSeq, a predicted model, not a curated record